AUGAGCAAGUUCACCGGCCAGUCUAUCGAUAUUCCACCACUCUGCGAACGCUGUCGAAUUCUCCAGCUCGAUGACCGAGCGCAAGGGGGCAAAAUUACAGCAGAAUCCUAUGUUACAUUCGGAGAGCCUGGUUGGGGAUCUCGGAACAAACUACUCUUUGACUAUAACUUCGAAGACGAGUAUCCUUUACUCCCUGGUUUAUCGGACUCCGCCAACCGAGGAUGCGCGUUUUGCGGUCUAUUAAAGGAGGGAAUACUCGAAGUAGAGCGCCUCAAGAAUCCCUCUGAUCCCAAGAUCGUAUUCUACAAGGCGUGCUACCAUUUGGUAGAGCCUCGCAUGGCAUCGAGGGAGUCAAAGCUUUUGGACAGUUUGUCUAUUAUCUUUAAACUUCAUUCAUCUGAAGGUAAAGAGGAGUCGCAUGCACUCCGUUUCGACAUUCAGGCCGAAGGUGGUGACCCAUGCACAAGGUGGCUAAACAUUCAACGGAGGCCCCUCGCAUCCGAUCCUCUAUCCGAGUCUGGGAUCCAACGAAUGAAGGAAUUAAUCAAGCAGUCAUUAGACCAUUUUCCCUACACGUACACGUACCUUCCUACGCGACUUAUCGACGUAGGUAGCCAACACGAAGUCCCUCGCCUCAUUGUUUCCAGCAAGCAUCCUCCACUCCUCGAUUCCAAUGCCCAUCCAGAAAGCAAGCGAUACAUCGCAUUGAGCUAUUGCUGGGGUCCUCUGGAGGAAGCGAAGCUUCAGCUGAAGACCGAGAGGAAUUCAUUAGACGAGAGGAUGCAGGGAAUUGAAUUGGCCACGCUUCCGCAAACACUGCUGGACGCGGUCCUUGUAUGCCGAGCACUCGGGGUACGAUAUGUUUGGAUCGACUCCCUCUGUAUCAUACAAGGCGACGUCCAAGACUGGGAACGGGAAUCGGGGAAGAUGGCAAGCGUAUACAGAAACGCUUUCUUGACCAUUUGUGCUGUGCAGGGACAAUCUUGCCUCAGUGGCUUUCUAAACCGCAAGUUACCCCGUCAAGUUCUCAUCCCCUUCAAGUCUACUCUCAAUCCUUCCAUCACCGGGAAAUUCACUGUCUUUUCGGCGCCGACAUCCUAUAUUCAAAGAUUCGACACUGACUCGGGAUGGAGUACGUCGGAUUGGAUUUCAAGCUUAGCAGAAUCUGCCGGUAUAACAUCACACCCUAAGGCUGAUCCCGAAGAAAAGCAGUAUGAAUUUACCAAGCCAGCAGUGCAAAGCCCGUUCGAUAAUGACCUCAGCGAUUCGGCAUGGAUGGAGCGCGCGUGGACAUUUCAGGAAGCUGUUUUGAGUCCCAGGAUGAUCAUCUUUGGGGCAUGGAUGGUGCAUCUGUCCCAUGGCCGUCAUGUCGACUCUGAAGACGGGACCUCCGAUACCCACGCCGAGUGGGGCAAGUCGUGGGCAACUAUACAACUUCGCGGCCAACCGGCUCAGUAUGCGAAGGAGUCAUGGGUUCCUAGCCAUGGCGACUGGUAUCUGUCGGUAUCAAGAUAUUCCUCUCGACUCCUUUCCUAUCCGACCGACAAGCUACCAGCUAUAUCGGCGUUAGCAUCAACGAUGUCAGAAAGCUUGGGCGGAGAGUUUCUGGCUGGUUUGUGGACGAGAGACCUUCAUCGUGGCUUACUGUGGGCACAUUUCGGCGUAACGACACCAGAGAAAUACCUCGCCGAAGUCUCGCAGUACAUCGCCCCAUCAUGGAGCUGGGCCUGUCAGCCAAAUAUGGUUGGCUGGGUUUGGGGCGUCGACACGCUCAACUACAACCAGGAAUUCGAGUAUCUUGGCAACGAUUUUGUCGUUAAUCCCGAGGGCCCCUUCGGACGAGUGAAUCCGGGGAAAUUGAUCCUCUCUGCGCAGAUUCGCAAAAUGCCAUCAGUCGAGAUCCAUCGAGCCUCUGAAUUUCUGGGGUUUAUCUUCCCGUACGUACUCACCUCGAAUGGAGAGUACAUAGCGCAUCUCUUAUUUGACUGGAGGCACUCCUCUUCCUCGGCACCCAAGGAUCCGGAAACGGGGGAAGAGAGGGAGGAUGGGCCCAUUGAUCGUCUUUCGAUGGUGUUCAUAUCGAGUAGGUCAUUAAACACUGCUGAAUGGAGAAGUAGGAAGUUGAGCAAUCCGCAAAUCAUGCUGGGUCUCCUUCUGCUGCCUACCACCCCAAUCGGGAAGGAGACUGGGACGGACGUGGAGUAUAGGAGGGUUGGGAUUUGGUAUUCGGAAACAAAGGAACUAGGAGGAAGACAGUUCUGGGACGAUGUUGGGUUUAGUAGAGUUGUAAUCGUGUAG
This is a messenger RNA of Pleurotus ostreatus (oyster mushroom), 2298 nucleotides long. RefSeq lists its product as uncharacterized. The transcript has 2 exons. The record is from RefSeq and is a predicted model, not a curated record. Lineage: Eukaryota; Fungi; Basidiomycota; Agaricomycetes; Agaricales; Pleurotaceae. The coding region runs from base 1 to 2298 and encodes 765 amino acids.